AUGGAGGAGGGCAAGGUGCGAGCCAUUCAAGAGUGGGAACCACCAACCAAGAUACCUGAGCUGCGGUCUUUCCUUGGAUUGGUCAACUAUUAUCGUAGGUUCAUCAAGGGAUAUUCAGCCAUUGCCGCCCGCUUGACGGAUUUGCCGAAGAAGAACAAGACGUGGCAAUGGACGCCACUAUCCCAACAUGCCUUCGACGAGUUGAAGAGGGCACUUAUGGAGGAACUAGUGCUGAGACUACCCGAUCUUACCAAACCUUUUGAGGUACAUACUGAUGCAUCAGAUUUUGUUAUUGGUGGUGUACUCAUGCAGGAUGGACAUCCAUUGGCUUUCAAGAGUAGGAAGCUCAAUGACACUGAACGGAGGUAUACCAUUCAAGAGAAGGAGAUGACAGUCAUAGUGCACUGCUUGCAGACUUGGAAGCACUACCUACUUGGUUCUCAGUUCGUGGUCAAGGCUGAUAAUGUUGCCAUAAGCUACUUUCAGUCCCAACAGAAGUUGUCACCCAAGCAGGCAAGGUGGCAAGACUUCUUGAUGGAGUUCAACUACAAAUUGGAGUACAAGCAAGGGAAGACGAAUGUCGUUGCCAAUGCCUUAAGCCGGAAGGCCACACUCACAGCUGUUGUACAACCUCAAAGGAAGAGAAUCUAUGUUCCAAGGUGGGACAAUCUGAGGCGAGAGCUACUGAAGGAGUGUCACGACUCAAAGUGGAGGAGACAUCCGAUGCGGAAAGAUGUAAACUCGUUCGUGAGUCUACCUAAGUCAGAAGGGUAUGGCUCAAUUUUGGUGGUGGUCGACAGGUUCACCAAGUAUGCUACCUUCAUCCCCACACUAACGGAUUGCAACGCGGAGGAAGCUGCAUGCUUGUUUCUAAAGCAUGUGGUGAAGUAUUGGCGGAUCCCCAAGAGUAUUAUCAAUGACCGUGACACUCGCUUCACUGGUAAACUUUGGACGGAGCUCUUUAGGCUACUUGGCUCACAACUGAACUUCUCUACCAGCUUUCACCCACAGACAGAUGGUCAGACGAAAUGGGUGAAUGCAUUGUUGGAGUUAUACUUGAGUGAUCGGAGUCGACAGGGUCAAGUGUUGGCAACUGGACAACAACCUAUGACACCGAACAUAGUGGUGUCAGGCUACACGGGGAGUAGCCCUGCUACAUACAAGACGGCCAAGGAUUGGCAGGUGACUAAUGAGCUGGCUCAAGCUCAAUUGGAGAAAACAACUCGGAAGAUGAAGAAAUGGGCAGACAAGCAUCGACGAGAUGUCGUGUUCCAACCAGGUGAUAUGGUCUUUGUGAAGCUCAAUCCCUCUCAACACAAGUCCACUAGAAAGGUACAUAAGGCGUUGCUGAGGAGAUAUGAAGGCCCAUUUCCUAUCCUCCGAACCGUGGGAAGAGCUGCUUACCGUGUGGAACAACCGCCACGAUUGAAGAUUCAUCCGGUGUUUCACGUGAGCAACCUCAAGCCCUGCCAUGCUGACCUCGAGGAGCCAAAUCGUGGGGAGUCUCAACAAGCUCCACCUUUAAUGAUGACUUCAUUUGAUAAGGAGGUCGAGUGCAUCAUGGACAAGCGUGAGGUGCGAAGCAAAGGUGUACCGAGGUACUUUGAGUACUUUGUCAAAUGGAAGGGUCUGCCAGAGUCCGAAGGUAAUUGGGAGAAAGAAGAGUCCUUGUGGCAGUACAAGGACAAGAUCGAAGCAUUCGAACGAGAAGGAACUACCCCGGUGACGAGGACGACGUCACCGAAUUAG
This is a messenger RNA of Prunus avium (sweet cherry), 1749 nucleotides long. The record is from RefSeq and is a predicted model, not a curated record. Lineage: Eukaryota; Viridiplantae; Streptophyta; Magnoliopsida; Rosales; Rosaceae.